ACCGGCGAUCGGAAUGUGAGGUCCCGGGUCAGCGCGCUUUAGAUCUGCGACCCCUAAAGCCCGCCCUUAGGUGCCUAGUACCUCAAUUCUGACUAACACUCUCGUACCUUUUUUUCAAACAUCACGUCAUUAAUCGGUCUGGCUUCAGUUGGACGCGUUUCUUGGUGUUCGAUGUUUGAACUUGAGAACACCUCAAGCCAACCGACGACCAUGCCCCAGGUCUGAGACAGCAGAAUCUUUCUCCUCGUAAACAUGGCCUCACCACCGUCUCGGUGACCAGCCUUCUGUUUCCUCGUUGGGCUCCCAAAGCCGCAGACGUGGCAUUACCAAUGGCGUCGUCGAACGAGUCGACCAUGAACAGGCGCAGAGGCAACGCAGAGACCGAAAAUGAGCGACUCAAUGAUGCUGGCGUACAUGAGAACGGCGCUGUCUCCGCGAAGACGGCACUGCUCAGUCAACAAUCCUCUUCCUCAUCUCCGCCCGCAUUCACCGCCUCCAAAACAACCGCAAUCCUGCAGAUCUGGGCACCAACCCUCCUCCUCAUCUUCGGCGGCUGCUGCUCGAACGUCUACACCCUCGAAGCGCUCAUCCACACCUCGCCGACGUCUGGUGGGCUCAUAACAGCCCUCCAGUUCCUCCUCGUCGCCCUAGCCACAGCGCCCCGUCACUUCUCGUUCUCGCGCGGCUGGCGAAACCUGUAUCUCCGCGAGCGCAACAUCCCUGUACGCAAAUGGCUCAUCUACACCGCAUACUUCCUCAGCAUCAACAUCUUGAACAAUAUGGCGUUCAAAUACCACAUCAGCGUCCCCUUACACAUAAUCCUGCGUUCUGCAGGACCCGUUAUGACAAUGGCAAUGGGCAGGUUCUGGGGUGAUAAGAGGUAUCCGCCGCACAAGAUCGUCGCAGUCUUACUUCUAUUCGCGGGUGUCGUGAUGGCCGCAGUUUCGGACGCUUGGUCGAAACAACCACCAGUUGCUCAGACGCAGAUAGCUAGCCAGAAACCAUCAGCAUCAACACAGGCUCCUGGCUUCGCGCUCCUGGCGUCUGCGCUGCUCUUGUCCGCCUGUAUGGGCCUCUUCACGGACGACAUGUACGCCACGCACGGCCGAUCCUCGUCUGUCGCCGCCGAGACACUCUUCUACAGCCACGCCAUGUCUCUUCCGUACUUUGCCAGCCAGGCUCGACCGCUGAUGCACGAACUCGGCGUUGUCACCGCCACUGCUGUUUCUAGCUUUGAGCAGGACUUUUCCGGCAAGAACGCGACGUCACCGACAACUUGGGUGAAUCCCCUACCAUUUACAACCGCACCAGACUUCAUGUCGCAGCUACUCCUACUGCCUGUAUCGCUAUCUCUCAAAAUCCCCAGGCCGAUCGCCUUACUCGCACUCAACGCCGGCACACAACUUCUCUGCAUCAUCGGCGUGAACAGGCUCUCGGCACAAUCAUCGUCCCUGACCGUCGGAAUCGUCCUGAACAUCCGCAAAUUGGCGAGCUUGUUGUUGAGUAUCUGUCUGUUCGGAAACAGUCUGCCGAUGGGUGUGCUCAUGGGCGCUGCGAUCGUCUUCCUGGGUGGAGGCCUGUAUGCUUUACCUGCUUCAGCUACAGCCCCAGCUACAUCUUCUUCAGAUACUAGACAGACGGAGAAGAAAAAGUUAUAGAACUAGAAUUAGAAAUAGAAACCAGAAAAUCUGGACAUGUUGGAGACAAAUAAAUGACUCGAUGUCUUUCCAACACAAGUCGUUGAAACCACCAAGAGACGGCACAACC
Molecule: messenger RNA, 1767 nt
Organism: Exophiala viscosa
Lineage: Eukaryota; Fungi; Ascomycota; Eurotiomycetes; Chaetothyriales; Herpotrichiellaceae
Product: UPD-GlcNAc transporter
Exons: 1
Coding region: 330-1658 (442 amino acids)
Biological process (GO): transmembrane transport
Cellular component (GO): endoplasmic reticulum membrane; Golgi membrane
Molecular function (GO): UDP-N-acetylglucosamine transmembrane transporter activity
Source: RefSeq, a predicted model, not a curated record